Phyllopteryx taeniolatus (common seadragon) is the source of this 2050-nucleotide messenger RNA. Its product is annotated as arrestin domain-containing protein 3-like. Lineage: Eukaryota; Metazoa; Chordata; Actinopteri; Syngnathiformes; Syngnathidae. Gene Ontology annotation, biological process: protein transport. Bases 93 to 1145 code for a protein of 350 amino acids. The record is from RefSeq and is a predicted model, not a curated record. The transcript is spliced from 6 exons. Gene Ontology annotation, cellular component: plasma membrane; cytoplasm.
AUCAUCACUUCAACCAAACUUGGCUUUACUUUACUUGGACUUUAGUCAUUUGUACUUUUGUCAUGGAGUAAUUGAGAUUUAUUUCUGGAAAAAUGCCCAUCAAAAAUUUCUCAAUUGAAUAUGACUCAAUCAACAGCCAAAACAUCUUCACAAACGGAGAUACAAUCACGGGAAGAAUCAUCGUGGAGGCGUCGAAAAAAACUUUCAUCGAAUCACUAACCUUCAUUGGAAAAGGAAGUGCAAAGGUUUCCUGGUAUGAAAAUUACGGGCAAUAUGAUCAUCGUUUCUACUGGUCCGAUGAGGAAUAUUAUGAGAUCAAGCAAUGUAUUUUGAGACCUGGUAAAGAAUCAGUCGGCAAAGGAAGACAUGUGUUCCCCUUUUCCUUCGUGGUCCCUAACAGGAAAAUGCCAUCGUCGUUCAAGUCAUCGAUUGGUAAAAUUAUUCAUAAGCUUAAAGCAGAGCUUAGACAAUCGAUGAGGCUGACAAAAACCGCAAAAGUCCACUUCACAUUUGUCUCCAAAGCCGACAUGGAUACACCUGGACUUAUGGAACCUCAGCAUGAUUGCACCAAUAAAAAACUUGUCUUCGGUUCUGGAAGUAUUGCGAUGGAUGUUUACACAAAAAGGAUGGGAUACCAACAAGGUGAAGCGCUCCAAAUCAAAGUGGCAAUUAAUAACCAGUCAUCCCGUACCUUGAAGCCCAAAUUUGUAUUGUACGAAAAGCGGAGUCACUUUGCUCAAGGUCACAGGAACCUUUGCACGCAGAAUAUCCUCAAGGAGAAACUUGAUAUUAUUGAGGCCCGUAGCAAAGAGACAGCGGAGAAGGUGAUGACGAUCCCCAGGAAUCUGCCUCCCUCCAUUCUGAACUCCGCCAUCAUCAAGCUGGAAUACAAGCUGAAGAUCUUUCUGGAUGUCAAAUAUGCAAUAGACCCGAAAAUCAAACUUCCGAUCGUUGUCCUACCUGCCUUUGAGGUUCCUGCAGGAAACCAACCUCCAGGUCUGGCUGCUUAUGGAUUUGAGGACUUUGGGAACAAAAAGCAACAGAGCUGGAGCGAAGCAACCCAACCUUCGGAUCUCCCUCCACCGUAUGGAGCGCAUACGCAGUAUCCCACCUUGAGUAAUUCUGACACAUAUAGUCAUUUAUGAUAAAUCCCUGAAAGGAAUUGUACGGUGCCAAUAAAACAAACACUAGCCUUGUGUCUCAUAUGUGGACGGAAUGACCAUCAAAUACAACAAAUUUACUUCAUUAUAAUGCUAUAUUUGUAUGAAUUGUUGAUGUUAUACUUUUUUUUUUUACUUCAUGAUUAGCGUUUGCUACGUUGUGAGUUCUUUACUACCUUCAUUUCUACAUUUGGCUCUUCAGCCUCUUUUCACAAAUACUGUAUGUGGCGGAAUAGCACAUCCAACAACGUGGUCGACAAAGCCACGGGUGCCGGCACGAUACAAAAUCAUUUCACCACAAAUCAUUCUUGGAGCCGAUAACGUCACAGACAACUUUCAAUUGUAUUAUCUGCAUCCUCUGUAUGUGUGUUUUGUUUUUUUUUGUUUUGUUUCUUUUGUUUUGUUUUUCAGAUUAGACAAAGAAUUUUUGAAUGCCAGAAGCUGGUGAUUUUGAGGCUGGCACAACAACUCAAAGCAUUCCCCACGAAUCAUUCUUAGAGCUGACAAUAGCAAACGCUCGAAGUAUCUGUGAAGUAAAAGUAAAUGUCUUUUCAUUUUGACACACCACAGAGAAGUGUUAUUACCAACCCUGCCAAAGUUGAAUGAUUAUAAAAAUCACCAAGAAUACAACUAACGGAUAACCACUGAUGCGAACAAAGGCGCUCAAGUUCUUAUGGAGCGGGAGAGAGGACACUCAUGCCGGACGCUAAAGUCGGUGCUGUUUCAGCAAGACCAAAAAAUCUGGAAAACUGAAAUGGUGGAAAAGCAUUUUCACCCUCCAUUUCCACAAUUCAGUACUACUUGGUUCUCAAUCUUUGCAGGUUUUCACCAAAUAUUUUCAAACGUUUACAAAGUAUCUAGAAAUAAAUGUCAGAAUUCACUUUACAGUC